UGCGUACUUGCGAUGGAGCGACGAGUUUCGUAGUGGUUCGUGCCACUUACUUUUUUUUUAGUUUUUCUAUAUUUUUACAAAAGUUUUGAUCGGAUUUAUCUGAACUCGGAAACAUCGUGAAAUACGAUUUUGCGACUAAAAUAAUGAGUACAUUCGUGAUGCUGAAUCUUCACGGAUUGACUCUGUUUAUAUGGAUCGUAUCUGUCCUAACCUUAUCUACCAGUGGUAAAGUUAAAACAGAUGGUAUUACUUCUUUAAAGUCCGCGUCGAAUACGAGUAUUGUCGGUGAAUCCUCAGAAAAUAAUUACGGGAAUCUGUCGUCUGCGAAUCAACCUGCAUCUGAGUCCACUUACUCCACAAAAUCAUUGAACGAAAAUGUUACCCCUUCAUUUGUCGGAGAAGGUGGUCCAAUUUCCAUUGCUUCUACCACACAGCGUGCAUCUUCCACUACUUCUCAUUCUAUAAGCAUUUCCGAACAUUUAAAUGCAGAGAGUAAUUUUCCAAAUGAAAAGACUCCAAAAAAUUCCAAGAUUGUUGCAAGAAAAGGAGCAAAUGAAAUGAAUGUAAAAAGGGAACCAGUAUCUCAUGACACAAAGUCAGAGGCUGAACAUAGUACAGUAGCAAGUGUUAUUGGUAUUAAUGAGAAACGUGUGAAUGUUGAUUUGAAUAAUGCAAAAUCAGAAACAAUUGAUAAAUUGUCAAAGGAUGAUUCCCAUACAACUGUGAAGAAUGCAUCGCAAGAAAAAGUACCGACAAGUACUACUAUAAUAACAUCUUUGCUUAAAGAGCAUAAAGCAAAACCAACUGUAACAGUAGCAGGACCUAACAGCGAUAAACGACCGUUUGUAUCGCCCACAAGAUCACGCUUAGGAAUGCCAAAGAAAAUUGAUUAUCUUUUGCCAGUUAUUAUUACUCUUCUAGCUUUGCCAAUAUUGGGUGCUGUAAUUUUCAUGGUGUAUAAACAAGGUAGAGAUUGUUGGGAUAAAAGGCACUAUAGGAGGAUGGAUUUUCUUAUUGAUGGAAUGUACAAUGAUUAAUAUUUAGAAAUGUACCAUUUGGUCAUUUUGAUUGUAAGGAUAUCGUCUGCGCGAUAGACGUAAAACAUUUGAUAAACUAUUUUGUCACUA
Molecule: messenger RNA, 1127 nt
Organism: Hylaeus anthracinus
Lineage: Eukaryota; Metazoa; Arthropoda; Insecta; Hymenoptera; Colletidae
Exons: 2
Coding region: 144-1037 (297 amino acids)
Source: RefSeq, a predicted model, not a curated record